Molecule: messenger RNA, 3052 nt
Organism: Ictalurus furcatus (blue catfish)
Lineage: Eukaryota; Metazoa; Chordata; Actinopteri; Siluriformes; Ictaluridae
Gene: foxo6a
Product: forkhead box O6 a
Exons: 2
Coding region: 264-2327 (687 amino acids)
Biological process (GO): regulation of transcription by RNA polymerase II
Cellular component (GO): nucleus
Molecular function (GO): RNA polymerase II cis-regulatory region sequence-specific DNA binding; DNA-binding transcription factor activity, RNA polymerase II-specific
Source: RefSeq, a predicted model, not a curated record
GGACUGACUGUAGCGUGAAUGUGCUUGGUGGAUUCAUUUAACUCUUCGUAUUGUCAUUUUAGCAGGGGGGAAAUGGAAUGUCUAAUAUUGUCUAAUCGAAGAUCGUUUCUACGUGUCGGUUUCUGAGAGCUGUCAGUUGGAGAUGCCGUGUUUCUUCGCUUGCCGGUUCACUGUCCUCCCACUGAAGUAGACAUUUCGGCUCAGGUGUCGGAUAGUGUGGACGCCGCGGAGUCACGCUUCCAUCGAAUUUACUGCUGUGGACGAUGAUGGUGGAGGACGAGGAGCUGGAUGCGCGUGCACUUGACCUGGACUCGGACUUAGAGCCGCGCAGCCGGCCUCGCUCGUGCACCUGGCCACUGCCGUGUCCUGAGGACUUCCCCGCGGCCGUAGAGCUCAACGGAGCUCCUUGUCCACUGCUGAAGACGGAAGCCGAGAUCGGCCCGCCGUGCAGAUCAGGGAGGAAGAGUGUGAACCCCGCCGAGGUGAAGCGCGAACCCGGAGCCACGCCGUUGCCAUGUAUGAGCGGCGCUGCACUCGAUGUCGCCGGGCAGCUGCGCAAAGCCAAGUCCUCACGACGCAACGCGUGGGGGAACCUGUCAUACGCGGACCUGAUCACCCGCGCCAUCGAGAGCACGCCCGAGAAAAGGCUCACCCUGUCGCAGAUAUACGAAUGGAUGGUGCGAUACGUACCUUAUUUCAAAGAUAAAGGAGACAGCAACAGCUCGGCCGGAUGGAAGAACUCCAUACGCCACAAUCUGUCACUCCACACCCGCUUCAUCAGGGUGCAGAACGAAGGCACGGGGAAGAGCUCCUGGUGGAUGCUGAACCCUGAAGGGAGUAAGGCUGGGAAAGCUCCCCGUCGACGGGCAGUCUCAAUGGACAACAGCACUAAGUACCUGAAGUGCAAAGGCCGUGUAAACCGCAAGAAGGUGGUAGGCAGAGCAGUGGUAGGCACAGUGGGGCAGGGAUUUCAUGGCUCCCCAGAGCAGGCUAGUCCAACAGGGAAGCCUGUCACAGGACCAACAGGUGUUGGGGAGGAGUUUGAGGCAUGGACUGAUCUCCACUCUCGGACUAGCUCUGCAGCCUCCACAUUGAGUCUGUCACCCAUUAUGGUAGAGGAGGAGUUAGAAAACCCAGAGGAGGGUAGGUUGUCCUGCUCCACUUCCCCACACAUCUACCCCAGUCCCUCCAGCACUCGCUCGCCUGUGGCACAUUGUCCACCUGUGGAACUGCCACAGCUAGCGGACCUCACCGGAGCCAUCAGCUUGGAAGAAGGUUACCACCACCAACAGCCCUCAUGCCACAAGCGCCCUCCCUACCACUACAGCAGUGGGUCAAAAGUUCAGGGCUCCUACAGUAGCCCAGCCUAUGGACAAACAGGCCUGGGCAUGCUGUGCCAUCAAACACCAUUGCAGACUAUCCAGGAAAAUAAGGCCUCCAGCUUUUCUGGCAACAUGCAGACUUACUCAGGCACAAACACCCUGCAGAGUCUGCUUACUGGAGGCUCACAGUACUGUGCUAAGGACAUGAUACUUGGCCAGGACCAUGAGCCCAUGAUGGUUCCUUCCAGCAGUAUGGUGGGCAAUUGUCAUAACCAUAACUCUGGGCACACCCACAAUGGCACACAUGAUCGUAACCCUGCUCACAGCCACAACAGCAACCACAGUCUCAACCAAUCACACAGCCACAGCUCUGGUUCAAGCAUAACCAAUAACCCCACUCAUAGCCACAGCAUGAAUCACAGCAUGAGUCACAGACUGGGCCAGAACCAUCAGCCUCAAAGCCAUGCUGUCCUUGCCCAACCCAUCAGUGGCCACAUGCAGUCAUACAGCCAUAAAGCUCCAUACUUGUACAGUCCUCCAGCCCAUGCACACCUUCCUGCCUCAACCACACUGCCCCCAAACCCUGCUGGAAUGCAGGGCAUCUCUCAGGACUCUUGCCACCUAGCCACUGCCCCACACCCUCACCCCCGCUACAGCGCCACAUACCCAGGUCCACACCAGCAGGCAGUGGCUGAUGGACCAUACCAUCAAGCUCAGGGAAUGGGGGGAGGAGGCAGUGGUUACCAAGGGUACCACCAACCCCAUCAUGGUUACCCUCAUGAGCGGCUACCAGCAGACCUAGAUCUGGACAUUUUCCAUGGCAGCUUGGACUGUGAUGUUGAGUCUGUUCUCCUCCAUGACAUGAUGGACUCAACAGAGGAGAUGGACUUUAAUUUUGACUGCUCUCUGGUGCAGGGGAUGGGUGUUGGGAUGGGCAUGGGCAUGAGCAUGGGACUUGCAGGCCCACAACAGAGCCACAGUAACCAGAGUUGGGUGCCUGGCUAAGAAGCAAUGCUUUCCUAUGAACAUUAUAAGAGAUCAAACUACCUUUAGGCCUGCUUAGAGCAGGGCGCACCGCUUCCUUUCCAGGGAGAUGCACUGUGCGUGACAAAAAUCAAGAUGAAAAACCAUAGUUUCAGUUUCUAAGUUUUGUCUUACUCUGCCUGCUCAUCUCUGUUUCUUUUCUGAAAUGGCCCUCUGUUAGACUCUUUCUGCUUAAUGUUAACCCUUUGCUCUUGCCGAAUGAACCGUGAUGACAAUCUCAAUUGUGUUACCCAACAUUGCCUUCUUCUCCAGUCAAAAUUAAAUGCUUGAGCACUUUAACUGCGUAAAACAAAUCCAUUUCUUACUCUGACAAUGUUGAGUUGUUGCCUGGAUGGCAGUAUCUGUAGCUGGCCUGUUUCAUUCACUUAUGGGUCCAGUAUGCAGAAAAAUGUAACAGAUUUUUUUUAUUCAAAGAGGUUAUUCAGCUUGCAUAAUAAACCAAUUGAAAAGUCCAAAUUUUUCAACUGGGUGGAAUUUCUGAUAGUUAUUUUCUUGAACGACCUUAUGGACAUCACUUCUGUUGGAAUAAAAACAAUCAGGCGGUGAUUCCUAUUUUCUCCCCCCUCUUUCUCACUCUAAUUCUCUCAGUGAGAGAUGUUAGAACUCACUCACCUUUUUUUCUCACCGAUAGGUUCAGCUCCCCUGCCAGCCCAGACUGGCCCAACAUCCUUCACUGGCCCAUUAAC